AUGUCAAAUCCGAUGUUCGCGGAGAAAUGGGAGAGCUCAAGUAGAAGCAGCAGACGAGAGCAUAAAAGGAGAGAGAGGAAGAUGUGGAAGAAACCCAUCAGGAUUUCCCGAUUGCCCAGCUUCGGAUUCUCCGGUUCCGACUUCACAAUCGAUCAGAUUCCGGCCAUCUUCUCCGGCUACACUGCCGAGUCAGAAGAUUCCUCUUCUUCCGAGAUGUCUGAUGAUUCCAGAACUUGCUCUAAAUCAUCUGAUGAGAACGCAGAGAUUGACCAGGCAAGUCUCACUUCUGAAAGGUCAGAAUCGGUGAGGAGACGAGCGAAUUUGAAGAGUAUUUCUCGAAUUUCAAGCAUGAAGGUUCUUAGGAGACAGUCAACGAGGAAAUUAUCCGCAGGAGGAGGACAUAGACUGAAGAAGAUGAGAUCGAUGAAGCGUUUAACUUCAAACUCGAGACAUAUUCUGAGGAAGAAGGCUUUGGAUUCAAUUUCCAGGGACGACUUAGGGUUAUUAGAGCCUCAUUACUUGAGACCAACGAGCUCUUCUGCUUCAAAGAAUGUCGAAAACAAUCAGAAGAGUCUCCAAGCAGCUAGGUUAAAGAGAAUAGCGAGCUUGAGAUACAGUGGGUUGCUUAAAGCUACGUGUUCUUCAGCUAUGAAAGGUUCUUCGUCUUCUUCCAAGAAGAGUAAUGAUGUUUGCAAUUACAAGUACUGUUCUCUGCACGGUCGGCUUCAUAGCCACGCAGCGGAUAAUAGUGUUACUGUCCCGUCUUUGAAGCGGUUUGUGUCGAUGAGGAGGAAGUUUUUGAAGAGACAGAAGAGCGUGAACCGGCGUUUGGUGUUAUUGAAGCGGACUUUGAGCAGAAAGAGAAGGCCUUUAAGCGGUCCGAUUGUGACUGACCUAGAAUCAAAGCAGAUGGAUGAUGAUGAUAAUGCAGACGGAGAUUCUGAUCAAGAGUUGCUUGAAGAAGAGGUUUCAAGCUCAGAGAAUUGUGGAAAUAAUUCAGAAUCGAACGGAGGAUCUACUGAGAUGGUGAUGGUAGAUGUUGAUGGAGGAAUGGAUUCAGUGGAGACUAAUGCAUCAGCUGAAAGAGAAUGUGUUCAGGAAUCUAAACCAGAGGUUAUGGAUGAGUCAGAUGGAAGAAUUGACAAAGAUUCGGAGAAAAACGCUGAUCAUGAUGAUGAGGUGGUGGAGGAAACUAAGAGUGAAGAAACGGAUGAAAAGAAAACUGAAAAUGUAUGGAGUGACACAGAAUCUAAACCGGAGAUUAUGGAUGAUUCUGAUGGAAUGGCUGAUUCAUAUGAAAGAAUUGACAAAGACUUUGAGGAAUCUAAGGUGACGGGUCUCUGCUAUGAUGAGGGAACGAAAAGUGGAGAAAUUGUGGAAGAUCAUGAGGAGGAAGUUUGUAGAGAAGAUGAUGGAAAGAAUACCGAAAAUGUAUGGAACGAUACUGUUACGCUUGUUAAGCAAGCGUUUGAUGAGAUUCUUGCAGAAAUCACCGACGAUGACUCGUCUGAUGAUAAUUCUUCUGUUACAAUUUCAGAGGGUGUAUUGGCGAAAGAGUAUGAUGUUGGAGAGGAUUCGAGUGAUUGCUCGGAUAUGCCGCCUACUAAGCGAAGGGACACACAUUUGUCUGUGAUUAUUUCUAAUUCUCACAUGGGAGAAGAAUCUGAACAUAGGAGAGGUGCCAAGAAGUGGAGUUACCUGAAAAGGGUCAUUCUUCUCAAGAGGUUUCUCAAGUCGUUGGAUCGAAGAGCGAGACGCAAGUUGCCUGAUGGUGAAGAGAGUGAAGCACUAAUGCGGUUGAGAAGAGAGUUGGUUGGAGAGAGGAAGAAUGCAGAAGAAUGGAUGCUUGAUCAUGCCCUUAAGCAAGUCAUUUCCACACUUGCUCCAUCGCAGAAAAGGAAAGUUAAACAUCUUGUCAAAGCUUUUGAAUCUUUGAUUCCUAUGGAUGGUGGCUCUAGAGGUCAUGAUGAUCUUGCAAGUCCCGGAAGAGAAGAGAGCGAAACAGUGAACUCGCAAACAACGAUCUUAAGAGACAAUAAAGACACUACUGAUCAACUAGAAGUUUUACCAGAAAGGGAUCUUGAAGAAACAAAGUUAACUAGCGAAGCGUCAUCAUCUCUGUCUAUUGGUAUGAAAUCUGAUGAAGCUUUGGAAUCAGUAGCAGAUUCAAGUCAUCAUAUCGCUGUGGAGAAAGAAUUAGAUGGGCCAGCUUCGGUGUCAUCUAUAGAAGAAGAAGAGAAGACAGGAGAUUCUGAAAAGAAAAAUCUGUCUACAUGGAGGAACCUCAUACAGAAGCACAUGACUAUGAGAGACAACAACGAGAUGAGGCGUGGUGAAACUGAGCAAGAACACAAGUGGUCCUAUGUAACUGAUCAGAUGACAGGUAUUGAAAAGGAUGGUGAUGUUGCAGCUGUUAAAUCGGUUCAGCAAGCAUUUGAAAUGAUUCUCUCAGAAAUCCCUGACCCUUCGUUUGAUGAUGAAGAGAUUGGUUCAGAAUCAUCUAACUCUCUUAAAGAGGAGAAAGAAGGUCAUGGAGAGACUAAAAGAAGCUGGAACAGCCUGAGAAAGGUUAUACUUUUGAAAAGAUUUGUUAACAGCUUGGAGAAAGUACGUGAUUUUAAUCCGAGAAAGUUGCGGAAUCUACCUGUUGAAUCUGAAUUGGGGGCAGAAAAUGUAUUACUAAGACAUCUAUCAACAAUGGAGCGAAGAACAGUUGGAGAGGAACGGAUGCUGGAUUAUGCUAUGAGACAAGCUAUAUCAAGAUUGGCUCCUAUACAGAGAAAGAAAGUAGAACUCCUUGUGCAGGCCUUUGAUACAGUUCUUGAUGGCCAUGAGACUCCUAAGCAAUCCAAGAGCAAUGAUAACAAGGAGGAAACUGCCGAAGGAGCACCGAGAGUAGUGGAAGAUUGUGAAGUCAACGAAGAUGAGCAGAGGAUCAAAAACGUCUUUUCAAGAUUUCAGGUACAUCAAAAGAUCUUGAAACAAGAAGAUGAGCUUGAUACUCCCCGGAACAAUGUUGAAACUGGCGAAGAAGGAACACUGAGAGUAGAGGAAGAUUGUGAAGUCAACAAAGAUGAGCAGAGGAUCAAAAGUACAUUUUCAAGAUUUCAGGUACAUCACAAGGACUUGAAAGGAGAAGAGGAGGUUGAUUCUACACCGAGGAAAUCCAGAGAUUUACUUCCUCCUAUCAGAGAUGUUAAACAGAGAAUCGUGGUUGAGAAAGAGAAAGAUUCGAGAAUGUGGAAGCUCAUCUAUAAACAUAUGGUAACAGAGAAAGAAGAAACUGGUUCUGCAAAUGGUGAAUCAGUGGCUUCAGUUGAAAGUGAAUUUGAUGAUGAGGCUGGUGGUCUUCAGAUUGAUGAGAGAAGAAGCGGAACAGUAACACUUGUUAGAGAAGCUCUUGAGAAGAUUCUCUCUGAAAUCCCGGACAACUCAUCGGAUGAUCAAUCUAUGGACAGUGAUAUAACUACGGAUCAAGAACUACUCGAAAGAAACUCCCUGGACAAACCAAAGUCCAACGAGAAAAGAGUGAAGGGGUGGAACAAUGUGAAGAAAGUCAUUCUUCUAAAGCGAUUUGUUAGCGAUUUAGGAAGUAUGACGAGACUCAGCCCCAAGACUCCUCGGGUUUUGCCUUGGGAACCCGAUCCAGAAACCGAGAAGAUCCGUUUGAGGCAUCAGGAAAUCGGAGGGAAGAGGAACUCAGAGGAAUGGAUGCUUGAUUAUGCUCUGCGACAAGCCAUAUCGACAUUAGCACCGUCUCAGAAAAGAAAAGUCUCUCUUCUCGCACAAGCUUUCGACACUAUAAGCUUUGGGAGCUGUUCCACUCCCGGUUCUGCAACAACAUCCAGAAACAUCUCUCGUCAAUCCAGCCUUUCUUCUGCGACGGGACAUACUGAAAAUGAAGCUCAUGCUGAGAUCAUAAGAGGAAGACUGAGAAAUCUACAAGAGGAUCUCAGAAAGACUACAAAACCUGAUCCUAUAGCCAAUGAUGUGGAGGAGAAACAACAGUGCUCGAGCUUGUGGCGGUUAUUAUGCAAACAGAUGGAAGACAACGAGAGAAACCAAACAUUGCCUGAAGAAACACGAAAUGAAGAAGUAGAAGAAGAAGAAGAACUGAAGGAAGACUCAAAUGUGGAUGGCGGAAAGAUGGAACUUUACCAAACUGAAGCAGUGGAGCUAUUAGGAGAAGUCAUAGAUGGGAUCUCUCUUGAAGAGAAUCAAGAUCAGAACCUCAUCCAAGGAGAAACAAAACAGAAGAUUGAAACUUUACGUGUCUCCCAAGCGAGGAUUAACAGAUGGAGCAACCUCAAAAGAGUGAUAUUGCUAAGGAGAUUCGUCAAGGCGUUAGAGAAUGUUAGGAAAUUCAACCCGAGAGAGCCUCGGUUCUUGCCGUCGAUCCCCGAAAUAGAAUCAGAAAAGGUAAAUCUUAGGCAUCACGAAACUCAAAACAAGAGAAGCGGGGAGGAAUGGAUGGUGGAUAACGCUCUUCAAGGAGUGGUUUCGAAGCUAACACCAGCUCGGAAACUUAAAGUUCAGUUAUUGGUGCAAGCUUUUGAGACUCUUUCGGCUACAGGGAACUGUGACAAACAAAAUGUCUUGUUUCACACGGUUUUCAAUUCAUAA
Molecule: messenger RNA, 4623 nt
Organism: Thlaspi arvense
Lineage: Eukaryota; Viridiplantae; Streptophyta; Magnoliopsida; Brassicales; Brassicaceae
Source: the annotation of a GenBank genome assembly